AUGAAGCUCUCCUCUAUCUCAGUCACUCUGGUCGCCAUUUUCGGCCUUGCUGCGGCCUCGCCUCAGCGUGGCGGUAGCCGACAGCAGCAAGCCGCGGAUCGAAAGGCUCUUCAAGAUCUCGCCGGGACAGACGUUGACCCUAAUCUUGAGAACGGCACUAGGCUUCUGUCAAAUGGACAAGGCCAAUGCGUUGCAGUCUCUGGGAAAGCGGUCUGUUCUGAUGCAUCAGGGGCCACAUUGGUAGUAGUCGUAAUUGAUACGUUUUUGCGUACGAGUUGGAAGAAAACCAUUGUGCUACCAGCCUCAGCCAUUGUCGAAGCUGAUUAG
Colletotrichum acutatum is the source of this 327-nucleotide messenger RNA. RefSeq lists its product as uncharacterized. The coding region runs from base 1 to 327 and encodes 108 amino acids. The transcript is spliced from 3 exons. Lineage: Eukaryota; Fungi; Ascomycota; Sordariomycetes; Glomerellales; Glomerellaceae. The record is from RefSeq and is a predicted model, not a curated record.